Messenger RNA from Hemibagrus wyckioides, 8590 nucleotides. It is a transcript of the gene myt1b, whose product is annotated as myelin transcription factor 1b. Bases 479 to 3919 code for a protein of 1146 amino acids. The transcript has 23 exons. Gene Ontology annotation, molecular function: DNA-binding transcription factor activity, RNA polymerase II-specific; RNA polymerase II cis-regulatory region sequence-specific DNA binding; zinc ion binding. The record is from RefSeq and is a predicted model, not a curated record. Gene Ontology annotation, biological process: regulation of transcription by RNA polymerase II. Gene Ontology annotation, cellular component: nucleus. Lineage: Eukaryota; Metazoa; Chordata; Actinopteri; Siluriformes; Bagridae.
AACGGGAGGGAGGAGGUAGGGGUGCAAUGGCUCAUGAGGGAAAGGGAAGUCAAUAUUACGUUUUCCCGCUGACAAAGGCAAAUGAAGACUUUCCUUUUUUUUUUUACUUACAAACAAGUAACCUUUAGCGCCCUGAUGUGGAGUCCUACGCAUCCCUAGCAGCAUCCGGAAAGAUACAUUUACCCACUGUCAUUCCAUCUGGAUACUACCGGGCCAGUACUGUUACUGCUUUUUUUUUGUCAUUCGGUAAAUGGCAUCAUUUAGGGCAAACUAUUUGAUAGCGUGAUAGCGUACCGACUGCGACAGAAAAUCGAAAACAUCGAAGACCUUCUUGUGAGUCGGCUGAGCAACGUUUUCGGAAUUAUCUGAUUACUCAGAGAAUGAGUAUCGGGGUGAGCUGGUGAAUCAGCGCUGGACGCGAGGAGACAAGAUCAGCCGCUGCCAGCCCUCUCUCAGACCACAGAAUCGUCCAAUCAAAAUGAGUUUGGACAUUGAUGACAAGCGUGCAUGCACACGGUCCAAGGGAGGAAGAACUCCCACCGAGAUUAUAGUUCAGGAGCUGAGCUGCCCCACUCCAGGAUGCAAUGGUUCUGGUCAUAUCAGUGGCAAAUAUGCACGACACAGAAGUACAAUGAGUUGCCCCAUAGCUAGAAAGAGGAGGCUCCAGGAGGAAUCAGAACAGAAUCAUUCACCCUCCAAGAGGAAGUCCCACCCACUCAAGCUGGCAAUGGAUGGAUGCUUUAAUGCAGAGAGUGAUGGGAGCAGCGAGGAGAUGGAGGUGAAGGAACAGGACGAGGAAGAAGAGAGGGAAACACAUCAACAGUAUGUCAAUGAAGAACACACAGGGGCAGAAGAACAGGAACCUAGGAGCAGCAGCACCAAUGAGGGAGAAACAGGUGAUGAAGAGGAGUGUAUGAUCAUUGAGGCAUCCUGCACAAAGAAAGCUAAAUCUGUAGAAGCAAAUGAUCUUUCCAACUAUGAGCAUAUAGUAGCCAACUCUCUACUGCACCUCAGCAGCCACAAUAACCAUUCCACAUCUCCACAACAACAACAACAACAACAACAAUAUCCUGUAGCCACAGAGGUGAAGGGGAAUAGUUCAACCAGAACAGAAGAGGAGGAAAACAAUGAGGGAAACAGAGAUGGAAAAAAAGAUGAAAGCCAGACAACAGCUCAGACAUCCACAAUGAACAGAACGAAUGAAAAAGCAGAGGAGGAGAUUCUAAAGGAGGAGCAGAAUGGAAGGCAGGAAGAGUCAGACCAUCAGUACUUCACAGAAGAGAUCAGCAAACAUCUUUCAGAGGAAGACAAGAAUCCACAUGUAGAGAAAAGCUGCAUGGAAGAGUAUGAUAAAGAAGAAGGAUUAAAAGAUGAAAAUGUAGAACAGUAUGACCCCUCUGUGAAUGUUGCAACUCAGGGCGCCCAAAAAGAGGACUACAUUACCCAAAAACCACUACCUUCACCACAGAGCUGCUUGGCCAACCAGGCCUCAGCAGCUCCCAUGGUCAUCGAGGUGCGGUCUGAGGAAUCAGAGAAGGAUGAUGAAAAUGGGGACGAAGAGGAGGAGCAAUCAAUGCUGGCUGACGAGUCAGAGAUGUAUGACAUGAUGCGGGGGAACCUGAGGCUUUUAGAGCAGGCUAUUGCUCUCAAAGCCCAGCAGGUCAAAGGUAACAGAGAGUUCAUGCCCAUCUCUGAACAUCAUCGCUAUUUCCCUCUAGAAGACCGACCCACCAAGCACAUGGACCUGCUGCGAAAGAGUUACUUCUGUAAAGAAAGUUCCAGGUCAGAGAAAAGAGAGGUCAAAUGCCCCACCCCAGGCUGUGAUGGCACAGGUCAUGUGACUGGACUGUACCCUCAUCACCGCAGUUUGUCUGGCUGUCCUCACAAAGACAGGAUCCCCCCAGAGAUCCUAGCCAUGCAUGAGAAUGUUCUGAAGUGCCCUACGCCUGGCUGCACAGGACAAGGCCACGUCAACAGUAACCGCAACACACACCGCAGUUUAUCCGGAUGUCCGAUCGCUGCUGCUGAGAAGCUGUCCAAGAGCCAUGACAAGCAGCAGCUGUUGCAGCCAAUGACAGAACAACCCAAAGUCAGCCCAAACCCAGAGAGAGUGCUCAGACCCAUGUGUUUUGUGAAGCAGCUCGAGAUGCCACAGUGUGGCAGCUACAGGGCUACCAGCACGGUUUCCAACACACCGCGUGCUAACCUGGCUAAAGAGCUGGAGAAGUACUCUAAGGUCUCCUUUGAUUAUGCAAGCUUUGAUGUCCAGGUGUUUGGCAAGCGUGUGCUCGCCCCACAGAUACACACCGGUGACAGCUCACCCAAAACCUUCAAAACCAAACCUCCAUUACCGAGGACCUCUCCCCCUAGUCCCAGCUUGCAAAGCACCUUUGGAAAAAGCUCAUGUGGAGCCCAUGAAUUCUCCCAUGAUGCUGAAGCUGCACACAUGGCUGCGACAGCCAUUCUAAACCUUUCUACUCGGUGCUGGGAAAAGCCUGAGAAUCUCAGCACCAAACACCAGGAUAAGACCAUGGAGAUCGAGGUGGAUGAGAAUGGCACGCUAGACUUAAGUAUGAAGAAGCCCAUAAAGAAAGAAGGAGGCCCACUGAACACAAGCCCAGGCAUGCGCUCCCCUGCCCUCUCUUCAUCAUCCUCAUCAUCCGGGCACCAUGGCAACACUGCCAUCUCACCCCACUUACAGGGCUACAAGCAGGAGGAGUGGGAGGGACCGCUGGAUUAUACCAAACCUAAUCGGCAAAGGGAGGAGGAACUAGAGGAGAUGGAUCAUACAGCCCAGUCCUUUGUCUCCUCCGAUGCUGAGGACUGUGACAUGGCACAGGAGAGCCAGGAGGGCAGGAAGUAUCCUGGUGAGGUCACUACCCCCAGCUUCAAAGUCAAGUUUCAGCCCAGGGAGUGCAAGAAAGAGCUCCUUAUGUGUCCCACUCCUGGCUGUGAUGGCAGUGGCCACAUCACUGGAAACUAUGCAUCCCACCGAAGUCUGUCUGGGUGCCCUCUUGCUGAUAAGAGUCUUCGCUCCCUCAUGGCAGCACAUGCACCUGAACUCAAGUGCCCAACCCCAGGAUGUGAUGGUUCUGGCCACAUCACUGGUAACUACGCCUCACAUCGAAGUUUGUCUGGGUGUCCUCGUGCCAAGAAAGGUGGAAUCAAAACAACACCUACCAAGGAAGACAAAGAAGACUCAGAACUCUUAAAGUGCCCAGUACCAGGCUGUGACAGUCUGGGUCAUAUCAGUGGGAAGUAUGCCACCCACCGCAGUGCAUAUGGGUGCCCACUGGCUGCACGGCGCCAGAAGGAAGGCAUGCUGAAUGGCACACCUUUCUCCUGGAAGGCCUUCAAGACAGAGGGACCCACCUGCCCUACACCAGGCUGUGAUGGAUCAGGCCAUGCCAAUGGCAGCUUCCUUACUCAUCGCAGUCUCUCCGGCUGUCCCCGAGCCUCACUGGCUAAGAAGAAAGCCAAGUUUACUGGGGAGGACUACGUCAACACCAAGUUUAAGGCUAGCGAUGUUCUAGAUAACGAUGAAGACAUUAAGCAACUCAAUAAAGAAAUCAGUGACCUCAGUGAGUCCAACAACGAAAUGGAAGCGGAUAUGGUCAACCUCCAAACGCAGAUCUCAUCAAUGGAGAGGAACCUGAAAAACAUCGAGCAGGAGAAUAAGAUCAUUGAGGAGCAGAACGAAGCACUGUUCAUGGAAUUGUCAGGACUCAGUCAAGCUCUGAUCCGCAGUCUGGCCAAUAUCCGUCUGCCCCAUAUGCAGGAACCAAUCACAGAGCAGAAUUUUGAAAACUAUGUGAGUACUCUGACUGACAUGUACACCAAUAAAGACUGCUACCAGAACCCCGAGAACAAGGCCCUGCUGGAGACCAUCAACCAGGCAGUGAAAGGCAUUAAGGUGUGACCUGAGGCAUCGCCCACUAGAGGCGUAAAAGAGAAACGAUGUGUGUAGAAGCGGAGAGAAAAUACAUGCAAACGGUACACACAAAAACGGGCAUUCAGGUGUUUUUUUGAAUUAUUACAGCCUUCAUCCCAGGGAGCAUUCUGUGAAAAGAAAAGAGAAAUAUGUAUCUAACAUUUAUGUUCCAAAAUCCACAAACGCUGCUGGAUUGGAAGCAGAGGAUGAAAAGACCACAACCAAAUCCUUUUUGUUUGACCAGACAGGGGGGGGAAAUAGGGGGGAGAAGCUUGUAUUUUUGCCAAUUAAAGGAGUGUUUAAUUGCAUGUCUUUGAGAGUGAAGCUGAGGAUGAAGAACAGAGGGUGUACUUCAGCAUUAACAAGAGCCAAACAAUUUGGAUGAAAUUGUCUUUGUAUUGUGCGUGAGGGACUACUCGCCCUUUAUCACAGCAGAUGCAGCACUUCCUAGUAGUGAAUCACCACAGCUUCAGGUCAUUGAGGCCCAUUGUACCUGUUCCGCACAAGCUCACGUGCACAUUCUACUCAAAGCGAGAACACACUUUGGGUCUUCAAGCUGUGUGUUAUUCAUAUCAGAUACCAUCUGGUUAACACUAACCGUCAAACCACAUGCCUCCAGAAUUCAGCCGUUAUAUUUAUAAAUCUAUAUUUUAUUAUUAGUUCUAGACAGACAUUUAGGUUUCGAUACUUUAAAUACCUGUAGAUGGCAGAAGCACUAGUUCAUUCUCAUUCAUUUGCAUUAUUUAUUUGCUAGAGUAAUAUAAUGUAUUGCUACUCGGUUAAAUCCAGCCGUAUCUGUUAUAUUUAUCAACAAUGAAUUGCACUUCUUUCCAAUGAACCGCUUAUAGAUUUCAUUGUUAAUGUUUUAUAAAUUAUUCAGACAUUCAUUUGUCCUGUACUCUUCUCUUAAUAUUCCUUAAUUUAUGUAUUUAUAUGUAUUUUCGUCAUGUUUUUAUGGUUUACUUUGUUUUAUUUGAACUCGCGUCCUGCAUUGAAAAACAAAACUACUAUAAAAACAAUGCAGCCUACCCCUUCCAUCUUCAAAUCAACACCAAUAUAAGAAAAUAAGAGAAACUAUUUUCCGUUGUUUUGUUUUUCUUUUCUUUUUUUUUUAUACCUGAUUUUCUUUCGACAAUAGAUUUCUAAAACUUUUUUAAGUGAAAAUAUUUUGAACUGACAAGGUUUUUUAUAAUCAAAUAAGGCUUUUUUCUUUUUAUUUCAUUAUAGAUAUUUUUUUCAAAAAUCCUGAGAGAUCCAAAACAAAACAAAACAAAAAAAAAAAAAUGGAGAAUGUGUAUUUAUUAUUUAUUUUAUAUUUAUGAACUAAUGAACUGUGAUACGAUUGUACUGUAUAUUUAUUUUGUAACGUUUCUGUGUGUUUAUUAUGAAUGAGUCUCGGUAGUCUUGUACUUAAAUAAAGACAGAAAUGUCACUCGGACAAAAAUAAAUAAAUAAGGUUCAUUAAAAUACCAGCAACACUUCCCAUGGGAAUGUAAAGACAAAAAAAAAAAAAAGCAAUUCUUUGAAACUUCCUGUGAGUUUAAAGAAGAAACGGAAAAGGUAUCGUAAAAGGAAGUGCAAUUUCCUUAAUGAGUUUUAUCAAUUCAAGCUCAUGGCUUUGCCAGUCUGUCCAGAAUGGUUUUUAAGUGAUGACAACUGAUGAUGUUAUUUCUUCCUCAGUUGGUAUGUCAUGAGAUAUAUGUUGAACUAGUACCGAAAGAGGGGUAAUGGUAAAAAAAAAAUCUUUUUUGCCAAAACCGUAUUAAGAGAAACCUUUGAACCACAAUGUCUUUACUCAGCUAGAUGUGUCAGAUGAGCAUACACCCACGUAGCCUUAUUCUUGAUUUUAUUUUUUUAUUUUAAAAAUGCAAAAAGUGCCACUAAACAAACAAUUUUCUUUUCUUGACUCCUCCCAUUCAGCAACCACAUGAUUCUUGAGUCGUAUGAUGAUGUAAGAUGUGUGGUAAUUGUUACAGUUGCCUUUAUUUCCUUGCCGAUAUGGCCAUAAUUAUACUAUAUAUACGUUCUGUAUAAUAAAAAAAAACGACAAAACGAUUAUAUAGAGAAUAUAAAAACAUACAUAUAUUUUUCCAGUGUAAUUGUUAACACUUAUUCUUAUUGUAGCUUAUGAAAGAAAUGUCAAAAAAAAAAAUAAACUGUGACUAUUACUACCAAUAGAAGAAGAAGAAAAAAAAUGACCCAUUUUACUGUGGUGGCAGGAUAUAAUGUGUUUUAUAAUUUAAACAGGUACGUUUUUAAAUCUAAAAUGUCGGGGGUCGUUUGUAAAAAAAUUUCCUAUUUUUUGAGGCGUAUUAUAGGUCCAUGGUUGUUGGGCUUCUCUAUGUAUUGUCAUGCUCAUGGGACAGUGGUGUAAUGGUAGUCAAUUCUUUACCCAUCUUGGCGUUACAUUGGGUCUGUACCUGUGAAGACUCGUCAUAGUGUGCUGAAAAGGUGGUGGUCCUUCUCUUAGUAUCGUCGUGGUGUUGUGUCGGUUCCGGUGGGAGCAGCCUCGUUUAGUUAUUUUUGUCUCCAAUGCUAACCGUGAUAAAGAAAGCAGUGUGAUUGUUGUUAGCGAGUUGUAAAAUUGAAACAUUGUGCCUCCUUAUGUCACCAGAAUUUUACAUCUCCACCUAUAUGCAGUAGAGAUAGGCAUGUUGUCCAUUCGGUGUUAUAAAGAUGACGUCACACAUGGAUGGUUAAAUAUCAGUUUCUAACCAAAUUUACUGUUUUAGCCUAGAAUGGACUUCUAUCCAUCGCACCAAAAAGUAGGGGACAAAAAAUGUGUAUGUCUUUUUAUGUUCGUUGAUGUCCAGUGUAAUUCUGUCUAUGGCGUUUAGGAUUCGCUCUAACUCGUUUCAACAGGCUUCAUGUAAAAGGGUGAGGUCAUCAAGUCAGGGCAGCUAAUCUGAACAGUUUGGAUCGACCCCCUGGAUCCGAACUGAAUAUAAAGGAAAAAUAAAUAAAUAAAUAAAGGUUGAGCUUAAGCAUUUUUAUGUGUCAUUGAUAUGCUGCUCGACUUCUCUCACUCUUGCACUGAGAGAAUGGAGGAGACGUCAGUUGCAUAAAUUUAUGUCCAUUUUGUAUAAUGUCCCUGGCCUUAUCCUCUCCUUCUCUGUAACCUUUCCCCAGGAAAGAUAGGGCAUUGCAUUUAAAUAUGAAAAUGCUCUGCUUUAGCAAAAUAUUAGUUGGGGAAUUGAGGUACUCGUUAUCUUGUUUUUUGGGGUUUCUUUUUUCUUUUUUUGCUGUAGUACCCAGCUCAUCUUUAAGGGCCAGAAGUGAAGCGUUCUAAUCCCAGCUUUCCCAAUGCUUUGCUUUUUCAGUAAUAAACCACUUUCACUUGAACACAUUAACUAAUUAUCAAAAAGAGCCAUUUCAUAAGAUUAUCGUGCCUGGGAUAGAGAAGUCUAGCCCUAUGAAUUUAAUGGAAUCUUUAAUCCGCUUAUUACUACUACUGACAUACCAUAAAGCGUGUAUGAGUUAAAACACAUUCAGUUAUAUUUUGUCAUAUCAUUAAAAAAACAAAACAGUGAGUUGAGAAGCUUUCUUACAUGUUUUAUUUAUUUAUUUAUUUUUAUGAAUGGUGAAGUUUCAAAAUGUAGCCUGAAUCAUUAAGCCAAGUGUAGCACUAUUAUAACACAGAACUCAAAGGUCUGGAUAACAGAUAGAUGGGAGUAUUGUCCAUGGGAAGGAGUGACCACGUCGAACAAAACAGUACAGUAGUAAAUACUAGGAAGGCGUGUUUGAUAGAACGUUUCCCCAUUAAGCUGACGUAACCAAAAUGGCCCUCGAUUUGUAGGCGCCAUCUUAUCCUACAGCUCUGUGGUGUUCUCGUGUGUGCCUUUUCUUACUUCACUUAGCUGCAGGAAAAGGUGUGUUUACAUUUUGAUUAAUAAGUUUAAACAACGCUCAGGGUGCCAUUUCUUCAGGGUCUGAGAGGGAGACAUGAGUACUGCAAGUUUCUUUAAACUGUCACCAUUUUAUAUAUUGUUUCUUUGUUUAUUUGCUUUUUACACGAUGAAACCGAAUAUAUCUUCCCGAAAACCAUUUCCGAAACUGUGACACAAAUUCAUGCUGUUAAAUGCACGAUUUUGGUUAUUUUAGGGAAUUUGUCAAAAGGUGAAGCAGUUGUGCACAGGGCAUUGAUUUGACCGCAGUAGGAGUCUUGUAUAUUUGUAAUUAAGGAACUGUGUUGUAUUAAUGAAACAUUAAUUUCCCGAAAAUGACAAAAAAAAUAAAUAAAUAAUAAAGCUCGUGACAUUAUCUACAGCCAAAGCUUGUCCUGCUUUGAAGUUCUUUAUACAGAGAUGAAGUAUUUUUGCUGGUGAUUUUGUAGACAUUGGUACUUCCAAAAAUAAAAUAAAAAUAAAAAAAAUAAUAAGCACUUCCUCACGUAUAGAUUGUAUAGAUUUUUGUCACAUUUCUUUGUUUUGUAGAGCGGGACAAGCUGUGGCUGUAGCGCUUUCACAGCUUCAUUUGGAAAAGUGUGUAGCUGGGUAUGGCUUGUGACUGUGUUUGUGUACUCUUGUAUCUGUGCUCCCCCAUAUUAGUGUUAACGAGAACAGCAAUGUCUUUUGUUGUGGAAACAUCUUUUCGUUUGUUCAUUCCAGUGUUAUCUAUGGACAACUUGAAUAAAGUGGACAAAACAGCAACCUUUCUGAA